Fusarium sp. VM40 is the source of this 471-nucleotide messenger RNA. NCBI's taxonomy places the organism in Eukaryota, Fungi, Ascomycota, Sordariomycetes, Hypocreales, Nectriaceae. The record is from the annotation of a GenBank genome assembly.
AUGAGCGACGCAUCAAACCAACCUGAGCGCGCGGCGUCUCUCACACCAGAGAUGAUCGACUUUGCUAGCAAAAUGUACGAAGCUGCUAGACAAGGCGACGUGUCCACCUUUGAACAGGCUCUUCCUGCAGGUCUGCCACCAAACCUUACCAACGACAAGGGCGACACUCUGCUCAUGCUGGCUGCGUACCACGGCCAUGCUGAUCUAGUCAAGGUUCUUAUCCAGCAUGGCGCUGACCCUAAUCGCUUGAACGAUCGAGGUCAGAGUCCUCUUGCAGGCGCUGUUUUUAAGAAGGAAGACGCAGUCAUUCACGAGUUGCUGGAAGGUGGCGCCGAUCCUGAAUACGGCCAACCUAGUGCUGCGGAAUGUGUCACCAUGUUCAAGCAGGAAGACACAUGGAAGGAGAAGUUUGAUGCUGCCCCUGGAAAGGGACAAGCAGGAAAGACGCGAUGGGCGGAUAAGAAAGAUUGA